GAGGAAAAAAACGAGUAAAGGGAGUUACCUCAGCGCCUUCCGAGAUAUGAGAUCUGGGCAUUUAUUAUUGCAUCUCGUUUACUAAUCAAAAGACAAUAGUGAGGAUAUAUCGCCUGCCAAACGACAGAGUUGGGUAAUCCCGCGGAGAGGAGAGCGUACUCGUACCGCGGCCGUGCGCAGUCCCUCUUCGCGCACACUACACCUCUCGCCGUGCGCGCCCGCGUCCGUGUGUUUACAAGUGUUUGAACGAGUGCCAGAAACGAGGGAAGAAGCAGGAUAAAGCCAAGGAAGGAGGGAUGGUGGACAAUUCCGGCAGUAGUAAGGCACAAAUGCCCAGUAUGUCUCAGGAGUCUGGUGUGGCCUUUCCUCAGAGCACUUCCACAGGAGGGAUGAAGUUAGAGGCAGUGAUGGAGCAGCUCCAGCGCCAGCAGCAGGCCCGUCUGGAAAUGGAGCGCAAGGAAAGAAAGUUGCGGGAGGCCCACAUCAUGUAUGCACAGCAGGUCGCUGCCCAACAGGCCAUCCUGGCUGCAGCCCGGGCAUCUGGGGCCAGUUUCAUGGGCAAAGGCAUGGCCGGAGGGGUUCCAGGUGGCGGGUUACCUCCACGGAUGUCCAAUCAGAGCAGUGUGGAUUCAGAGCGCGAGGACGAUGAGGACAGGGGCAGAGAUUCUGGGGAAGACGAUGACGACACUGAGAUGAUGGAGGGGGAUGAGGGCAGCGACGAUGAGGGCAGUGCCAGUGGACUGGAAUUUCUUCGCAAGCAGACCCUGGCUCUACAGCAGAGCGCCUCUCGCAUCCCAGCACGCCCCUUUGGCAGCUACUCUGCAUCAGCCCCACAGAGGGUGGCAUCACCACCUGUCAGAGUCAAGCAAGAACCGGACGAAGGUCUGUCUCCUGCUGGGGCCCAUUCUGCCACCUCUCCUAAUGGCCAGGCUGACUGGGGCUUUGAUGAUCACUUCAGACAGAAUGGGAGUGCUGGGUGGGCAGAUGAAGCAGACAGUAGCAGAGGAAGAGGAGAAGCCUCCAGAGACUUUGCAAAGCUGUAUGAGCUUGACAACGAUCCCAAAAGAAAGGAGUUUUUGGAUGACCUUUUCACUUUUAUGCAGAAAAGAGGGACCCCGGUCAAUCGUAUCCCCAUCAUGGCCAAGCAGGUCCUGGAUCUCUAUAUGCUGUAUAAACUAGUGACGGACAAGGGAGGACUCGUGGAAGUUAUUAACAAGAAAAUCUGGAGAGAAAUCACAAAAGGACUCAACCUGCCUACCUCUAUCACUAGUGCAGCCUUCACUCUGCGCACACAGUACAUGAAAUACCUCUACCCUUAUGAAUGUGAGAGGAAAGGCCUGAGCUCUCCAGGUGAGCUUCAGGCAGCCAUCGAUAGUAACCGCCGCGAAGGCCGUCGUCCCAGCUACAGCAACAGCCUUUUCCGCUUCUCUCCCUCACCCAGCACAGCUCCCCAUAUCCUCUCGCCUCCCAAGAUGCACCUCUCUGCUCUGGGCGCUGGGGCAGCAGGAGCCCUGAAUGGCUUGCAGCCUUCACCAGGGCCAUCUCUGAAAAAAGAAGACCUGACCCCUUCCAUUAUGGCAGCCAGACCUUCCAUGGCUUUGGCCCUGGGGCAGCAGCAAGUUGCAGGCCUGGCUCGAGCUGCUACUCUGGAGCAGCUGAGGGAGAAGCUAGAGACCAGUGGUGGAAUGGAGGGACCAGAGAGGAAGAUGGCUCGCCUAGCGGAGGAGCAGCAGCGCCUCAUGCAACAAGCUUUCCAGCACAAUCUUUUGGCUAUGGCAUCUCAAAUGCCCAUGAACCUGCGGCUUGCAGCACCUCCCAUUACUACCAGAGAAGAGAAGCCACAGGACAUGUCUCUGAGUAUCUCCACCAAUGGGAAUGCCAGCAUCACUGUCUCAGUGGAAGUUAAUGGCACAACCUACUCAGGAACUCUCUUUGCCCAAAAGACUGGAGUUACCCCUGUGGUCUCUGCUGCUGCUGCCUCUGGCUCUCCUGCUGCUGCUGGCACAAGCUUUGGCUUCUCUGCUCCAGCUGCUCACACCCUCAGCCCUUCGUCCUCCUCUUCAUCCAAGGGUCCUGGCUCGGCUGAGCCUCUUCCUGGGGGAUCUCCCUGAUUUGAAUGGCCUCUCUUCCACCUCGAGGUCCAGCAUGAAUAUUCAGUACAACGAGAAAUCGUAAAGAAUAACUGUUGCACAACUAUUACCUCAUCAACCCUGUCAAAGUCUUGGCUGUCUAACAUUGAUCACAAAGCCUAAGAAUAUUAAGACAUGUGCCCAAACACAGCACGCCUAUGCACUCAUCCACACAGCAUACAAACACACACACAUUAUCCUACUACAUAAACUGAUACACACAUUACAUCCCACACAUACCACUAACCAUACUAAUGUUAACAUACAAGCUAGACACAAUCAUCUCAGCCAAAAUCCACUGACAGGUUUCACAACUGAACUUGAAAACUUUUAUUAGGACUGUCUGUUUGUUUGUUGCCAUUGUGUCAUCUUUUUGACUUUGUGUUUUAGAAUGAUUUUGUUUUAGUUUUUUCUCUUUUUACAUACCUCAAAUCAAGUAACCUGCAGUGGUGUCUUUACCUCAGGAGCUGUAGUAUAUUUAACCCGAAUCAACUUUAUUUUUGUAUUCUUUUUGACCUAAAUGCAAUCAGGGCAAGUCGGGUCCAGUGGAACUUACUUACAAUAACUUUUGAACUGGCAGUUUAGUUUUUCCAAACAUGCUGUCGCCUUUAGCUUAACUGAGAAAUGAUCAGAUGCUGUGGACCAGCACAUUACAUACCUCCAACUUUCAUACCUCCGCCCUGAUCAUGGAACUUAAAAUGCAUUGCACACAGCUUCCAGAUAUUAAAUUCUUGUUAGCUGUGUGGCAUAUUAUAUGUAGAGAGCCACAUAAGAUUUAUUCUCUUGCAGGUCCAUAUAGCUGUCUGUAACUGAGUAAUAUGCACAGUUAAUUGGCCAAUAACACUUGUUGUCUCAUAUUUUGCUCUCUUCUCUAUCCAGAGACUGAAUGUCACUCAGCUGCAUAUUUAACCUGUAUAUUCUUAGACCUUCUACUGGCCUAUCACAAAGGGCAGCUUUCUCAGGAAGCAGUGUGAUAAUGACAAGGCGUCUUUAUGUUAAAAAGGGUCAUACCUGAAGAACGCACACAAUCCAAGAUUACCUCAUCUGACUCUCCCAAAAGGAGAGCCGCACUACAUACCUCAUAUGGCCGCAGAGCCGCCGAGACUUGACACCCCAGCUUGUGAAGGAGAUCCUUCCUGAUCUAUCGUGAACAUAGCAACGCACUGCUGCUGGUUUUGGGGACAUUUUGUAUACCAAACUAAACUAAGGUGGAGGAGCACCCGUUCUCCAUUUCCAUAUUCAUUGUAUGACUUGUUUUUAUGCCUGCUCCCUUUUUCAACAGUUUUGUCUAUUUUCUUUACUUUGUUUCUUAAAUUUUGAAAUGUCCGAGUGAUAUACCUGGAUUUGUAUCAGGGAAGAGGAAACUAUCUUAUUAAUUCCUCACAGACUAAUACAGAAGUAUAGGAUUUUGUUUUUUAAGAUCCAAGGUCAUGGGGUCAAAACGCCAAUCUUCUCACCAACCUGACUGUGAACAUCACUUGACACGUCUUCUUUCACAACAAUGUAUUGAUAUGCAUGUGUACAAUCAUUUGAUCAGCGGUAUGCCACCUAUUUGCUCUGGUCACUCUUUGCCUCUGUUUAUUGCACAGCUAGAUACCAAAGACUAGCCAGUUGUUCUAAAUCCUAAAUGCCCAAACAAUCAUUUCUACUCAGGCCAGUUAUGGGCUUACCAUGGGCUGCUGUGAUCCACAACAGGGCAGUCACAUAAAGGCAGAACAGAUGAUCUGUUGAUUUUAAAUUUCCAAGAAAAUAAAUCUUCAGCAUUUUUUUUCCACUUUUGGUGGGAUUUGGCAAAUUUCAUUGAGUUGACAUACUUGGUGUGUCUUUAUUAUUAUAUUUUAUCUAGAUUUCCUUACCCAUUUUGAAAAAAAUAUACUAGAUUGUAAUCUAGUUAAUAAAGCAUAUUACUUCAAAAGUUUUUAAUAUUAAGAUUAUAAAUUGAGCUGGCCACAUCUGUGUUGAAUGUGAGGCAUUUAACCGUUAAGAAAUCUCUGGCCCAGUUUGAGCGGCCUUGUUGCUUUUAUUAGACUGUAUUUAUGCCAUUUAGCAUCAGAUUGUUCAGAAUUUUGCAGUGCAGAUCCAUUUAUGUACACCUCAGCACCAUGUAUGACACAUGACUGUAUUGUAUAAAUGAGAAUAUAGUAGUCGCUGCCUUAAGUAGUUGUUGGUGAGAUCUGAACAUUGUAGAUUUCAUCAUGGGUUGUAUUUUCUCUUCAAGCUUAAUCCUUUGGAGAGUAAUCAUUUGAGGCAAUUCAAUCAUACUAUUAACACCAGUUGCUGUUUGUUCUGUUGCAUAGAAAUGCUAUUUAUUUGUGUUCAAUGUUUCAUGUAAAUCAUGGUUUUAGUAACAGUUGGGCUAAAUCACUAAAGCCAUGUUACUAAAAUGUCUAUAUCCUGGCUUCUAAUUUGAUCUGCAAACAGCGGAUGGCUGAUAGUGUAGCUUCACUGCCUUUGAAUGUGUGUUUAACUUUGUGUGAGUGUCAUUUUGAAUGAGUAGUGAAUGGGACAUAAAUAACUUAUAAUCAGGAAUUAUACUUAGGAAACCAAUCAAAACAUUACAGCUAGUGCCACAGCCAGUCCAGUGAUAAAAAUGCAUUUUAAACGUAGAGUGUAGCUUUUUACAAAUGUUUCCUGCUACUAAAACAAUCAUUCACUUGGCUCGGCUGGCUCAGGGCACUUGGCGCUGUACUGUUUGUGUGGGUGAUGCCUGCACAUGUGAGAGUGUCUUUGGAACACCCCCCCCUACCUCGUCAUACCACGAUACCUCAGGGCAGUGGGCUGCAUUGCAACUGUUGCAUUUGAUGCUUUGAGGGACGAGUACUGACAGAAGCUGCAGUCAUUUUGCUGAAUGCUACUUAGGACUGACUUGGGUUUUGUUGUAUUGCUUUUUUCCGUCAGUAACUGCAAGCAAGGUCUCGUCACUCAGGAAGCUGUGAAGUAUGCAGAACCUUUGUCUCAGAUGGAAUUGAUUCAGUUCAAAUUUCUAAAAACUAACCUGAUCUGUGUAAAACAGGUGCAUAUGCAAGUGGUUAUUGAAUACCUCAUUUAUCAAUUUUAUGUUGUUUUUGGCUUGUACAAUGCUCCGUAUAUUAAUUCAACUGUGGGGUUUGUGCAUAUUUUUGUACUGUUAUUAUUAUGACAUGAUAAUAAUGAUGAUAUACUGAUAUUAUAUAGUUUUUCUCUUGGAUUAAACAAACAAAAGUAGGACAAAACUUGUGAAUGCUUGUUAAAACUGGUUUGUGCUGAUUGUAUUUAAGGAGCACUUUUCCAAAAUGGUUUUCACACACAUUCGGUUUUGUUCUUAUUAGUAAUAUAAAGAUAUGGUUCUCAGGGCUUUAAACUUGUAUGUCAUGAUAAAGUUUUACUUUAUAGCUUA
Messenger RNA from Boleophthalmus pectinirostris (great blue-spotted mudskipper), 5505 nucleotides. RefSeq names its product AT-rich interactive domain-containing protein 3B. Gene Ontology annotation, biological process: regulation of transcription by RNA polymerase II. The transcript is spliced from 9 exons. Gene Ontology annotation, cellular component: nucleus. NCBI's taxonomy places the organism in Eukaryota, Metazoa, Chordata, Actinopteri, Gobiiformes, Gobiidae. Bases 297 to 2111 code for a protein of 604 amino acids. The record is from RefSeq and is a predicted model, not a curated record. Gene Ontology annotation, molecular function: DNA binding.